GGGGAAGUCUUUUUUUCCAGAAAGUUCCUAUUUGACCCUCAGGAGCCCGGGUCCCAGGCGGAGACAGGCCAGAGGGGCAGCGAAUGUCUUAGCCAUGCUCAGGGUCAGGGGUGUCCGACCUCCGAGUGCCGCUUGGUUCUUCCGUCGGGCGAUCCAGUCCAGGUUCCGUGACAUUUGGUCCCCUGACCGGGAAACCCAACCGCGCUGGCCCGUUGUUGCCACCUGUUUGGGGCAACCGUGGGGCGGUGACGGAAGGGACCGUCGUAACGGAGAAGGCGCGCCGCGCCUGAUCUUUCAUCAGUCUCCCACCCGGUUGCCUUGGACCAGUCCCGUUCCGCUGUCACCGCCAGACUCGAGGCUUGGAAGGUGAGGACCUGGUCCUGACGUCGGAUUACACGGCCCAGGAGGGGAAAGCUGGAGAUGGACUUCAUGAGAAUUGCCCGGCUCUUCUCUGGCCCCCGUCCUGUGAGCCUGUGUGCCCUGCAAUGCCUUGGCCCUCUCAAAUCCAGGUGGGGAAGAGGCAGAGAGGGACCUGCGUGGCUGAGGGCCAUGGGGCUGACCUGGCCAGCGCCAGCAGCCUUCAACAGCUCUGUCUCUCAGCUGCCUCUCGGCCAAGGGAGCCAGAAGAACAUGGGCAGCCUCAGCUCGGAGAGCCAGUCCGGCCCCACCGCCACUCAGGAGGAAGAGGAGGAGGAGGAGAGCUUUGGGACAAUUUCCACCAAAUACUCCUCCUGGAGAUUGUUCCGCAAAUCGACAGCCCAGUUGUAUAACCUACGGCUCAGAGAACAGAGUGUUGAAGAUGAGGAAAGGGAGCUGGAGCCAAAAUCGUGGCAGGGCCGGAGAAACACCCCUUACUGGUACUUCUUUCAGUGCAAACACCUGAUCAAGGAAGGAAAGCUGGCUGAGGCCCUGGACCUGUUUGAGAGGCAGAUGCUGAAGGAGGAGCGCCUCCAGCCCCUCGAGUGCAACUACACUGUGCUGAUUGGUGGCUGUGGGAGGGCUGGCUACCUGAAGAAGGCCUUCAGGCUCUACAACGACAUGAAAAAGUGGGACCUGGAGCCCUCAGAUGCUACGUACACAGCCCUGUUCAACGUCUGUGCUGAGUCCCCCUGGAAGGACUCCGCUCUGCAGAGCGCCCUGAAACUACGGCAGCAGCUCCAGGCCAGAAACUUCCAGCUCAACUUGAAAACGUAUCAUGCCCUGCUGAAGAUGGCUGCUAUGUGUGCAGACCUCAGAAUGUGCCUCGAUGUGUUCAAGGAAAUCGUCCGUAAAGGGCACGUGGUCACAGAGGAGACCUUCAGUUUCCUGCUCAUGGGCUGCAUCCAGGACAAGAAGACGGGUUUCCGAUAUGCCCUGCAGGUGUGGAGGCAGAUGCUGAGUCUGGGGCUCCAGCCAAGCCGGCAUGGCUACAAUCUGCUGUUGGGGGCAGCUCGAGACUGUGGCCUGGGGGACCCAGAAGUGGCCUCAGCUCUGCUCCUGAGGCCAAGGGAGGAGAUGGUUCUGCUCCAGUCCCCAGCACAUGGACGGUGGGCAAGGCGGAGAGCUCGGGCCAGUGUGGGUAACAGUGGGUCAGCCAAGCUGCAUGUUGAGGCCCUGGAGAGGCAGCUGUUUCUGGAGCCUUCUCAGGCAUUUGAGGGACCUGCAGAAUCUCAAGAGGCCAAAGUCCCUGGCAAAGCCCUGUCAGAAGUGGAAACCAAGGUAGAACCUGGCCGCAUGGUGGCUGUCACCCCCAUGGCCCCGGAACUGCCUUCCUGGGGGUUGGAGGCCAGCCUCCUGGGCCUGGAGGCUGUCCCACCGACAGUUGUCUCCUUUGGGACCGUGACCACACCAGCUGACAGGCUGGCCUUGAUGGGGGGCCUGGAGGGCUUCCUGGGCAAGAUGGCAGAGCACGGGCUCCGCCCCGACAUCAAAACCCUCACACUGCUGGCGGAAGUGGUUGAGCCUGGGGGCCCUGAAGACUCCUCACUGCUGACCAUUCUGGACACACACCAGGUGGAGGCUGAUGUGACAUUCUUCAAUACACUGAUGAGGAAGAAGAGCAAGCAGGGUGACUUGGAGGGGGCAAAGGCACUGCUGCCAGUUCUGGCAAAGAGGGGAAUCACCCCCAACCUGCAGACAUUCUGCAACCUGGCCAUCGGGUGCCACAGGCGACGGGAUGGUCUGCAGCUGCUUGCAGACAUGAAGAAUUGCCAGAUGACUCCCAAUACCCACAUCUAUAGCACCCUCAUCAAUGCGGCCCUCAAGAGGCUGAACUACACCUAUCUCAUCGACAUUCUGAAGGACAUGAGGCAGAACAGCGUCCCGGUGAAUGAAGUGGUCAUCCGCCAGCUGGAGUUUGCAGCCCAGUACCCACCCACCUUUGACCGGUACAAAGGGAAGAAUACCUACUUGGAGAAGAUUGAUGGCUUCCGAGCUUAUUACAAGCAGUGGUUGAAAGUGAUGCCAGCAGAGGAGACUCCCCACCCAUGGCAGAAGUUCCGGACCAAGCCCAAGGGGGACCGAGACACUGUCACCAAGGCUGAUGUGGAUGGAGGCCUUGGGAGCAGGUGACAGUGAGGCCCCUGGGGACCUUCAGCAGGACUGGAACAAAGCACACACCUUCACAGUGCAUUGUGGGAGCCCCAGGAGUCCCUUUCCUGUUAAAGCCAGGUGAAUAUGCUGGUAUAGCCUCAAGCACCGGGAAAAGGUCUAGCACAGACUAACAGCUACACCAUUCUAUAGGCACUGGAAUGACAAAUGCUGGGUCCAGGAUGCCUGACACAUCCUUUUACACCAUCCUUGCCUGAGAUGUUAUCAUCCCCAUCACUGAUGGGGAAAGUGAACUUGCUUAGUCACACAGCACCUAUGAGGUCAGGUCAGGACUGAGUCUCAAGGGCAAGUGCUCUCCAGUCUCUUCCCACUGGGCUCCACAGACUGCUCACUCUGAAAGAAUGAACACAAUGCCCAGAGGUUUCAAAGUUUUAUUUCUACAAAUCACAGCCAAUAAACACCAAAGCCUUCAGAUGUAGAGACUAUGGUCCAAUUCAGGCCUGGGGCACUACCCUCUGAGAGGAGCUGCUCCCAGGAAAGUGGGUGGCACAACAGGCAGAGAAAGUCCACAGUGGAGAGAAGCCAGGGCCAGUAGGCCUCAGCCAGAGCAGCCCCGGCAGCCGCAGUGCGUGCACUCGAUGAUCCGGCCCUGCAAUAGAGGAGAGCUGAGAUGGAUGGUGCCACCACCUCGUGCCCCACACCACCCACACGCCACAUGCAGUAAUCCUCCCCCAUGAAGGGUGGCAAUGGGACAUUUCACUCCCUACAGGACACUUCUUGGAAACCCCUAACAGUUCUGGAUGGGAAAUUUGGUUCCCUCGUGAAGAUAAAACGGCUGCUAUUGACACUGAAGUUAUGUAUGUGCAUUUAUUUAAUUUAUGCAAACGCAGUGUGCACACUUGCCCCCCAAAAAGCAAGAGCUGUGUGGAUGAUGCUUGUUAUUCCAGGAAGUAAAUAAGACAUACUCUGCGUUGAGCUGGUUGUGGGUCCCCUACUGCUAGGAGGCUCAGCACCAGGGCCUUCAGAGCCUCCUCUGGGCUGGGGAACUUUCUAGUGGGAGUCUGGGGAAAGAAGGGUUUGAACUUUAAUCUGGCAGCCUAACAGUCCUGUCCCCAGGCCACACAUGGCCCAGUGUCCACCCAGGGGGCCUGUCCAACAGGCAGACAGGCCUAGAGUAGUGAUCUGUGAUUACUUUUUCCUCUUUCUUAGAAGAACAAGACCCUUAUCUAAACUUGCAAGAUCUGGUGGUGAGUCUGACUUGAAGCACCCCUGACCAAAAGCCACCACAGAACCCUGGGGUCCUCAAAGGAGGGAAGCUUCUGCUGCUCUGCCAUCCUCUGUGCCCCCACUAGAAAAGCAGCAACCAGAGCCUUCAAGGCAGCCCUCACUCCCUCAUGCCCAUCCUGACCUUCCAGAUGAUUCAGGGAGACAGGGCUACCUGCUGAGCUAAAGCCCUUGGCCCUGAGCCCAAGCUCUACAAAUUAGUCUACAGAGUGAAGGGACCCUGUGAUGAGGCACUUGUGUGUAAGAAGGCCAAGCUGAUAGGUAGGCAAUCUGGCAGGACCUCCUAGCUAGGCCCACAGCAGUCAGCCAAGGGGCCACAUACAGGCCACGAAUGGCCAGCAUCCCUUCUAUGGCUCUACUUCGGAGAGGUCUGCACUACUCCUGAGCUGCUCAGCCUUGUUUUGUAACAGAAAGGGAUGGGAACUCCUGCUGACCAGGCCACCCUUCCUUGGCUUAGCCCGUGCAACCCUGUGUGGGGUGUCGCUGCCCCCACUUUGUGAAUAAAGAGGAUCUCAGUAACUUGU
This is a messenger RNA of Manis javanica (Malayan pangolin), 4337 nucleotides long. RefSeq names its product pentatricopeptide repeat domain 1 (gene PTCD1). Gene Ontology annotation, biological process: tRNA 3'-end processing. Gene Ontology annotation, molecular function: protein binding; tRNA binding. Gene Ontology annotation, cellular component: mitochondrial matrix. NCBI's taxonomy places the organism in Eukaryota, Metazoa, Chordata, Mammalia, Pholidota, Manidae. The record is from RefSeq and is a predicted model, not a curated record.